This is a messenger RNA of Acanthosepion pharaonis, 582 nucleotides long. NCBI's taxonomy places the organism in Eukaryota, Metazoa, Mollusca, Cephalopoda, Sepiida, Sepiidae. The record is from the annotation of a GenBank genome assembly.
AUGAAGAUCUACUCCUUCCACAGACACCCAGUCUCAGCUAAACCGCCAUCUUGUAAAAGGAAACUACAACAACAACAAAAGAGGAGAUCACUCCAAACAGACCUCCUUUUAUCUAUAGAAAAGAGGAGACAACUCAACAGGCUAACUUCCCAGAAAGUCAUUCGAUUACCACUCUUCAAGGCUCCACUCACUUCACUCUUUGCUACUGCCUUCCCUCUGAGACGCCAGCUCACUCCUGCAGCUUCCAGAUCACUCCUGCAGCUUCCAGAUCACUCCUGCAGCCUCCAGCUCACUCCUGCAGCUUCCAGCACUCCUGCAGUUUCCAGCUCACCCCAACAGCUUCCAGCGGCCUCCAGCUCACCCCUGCGGCGCUCUACUGACGUCCCGCUACCUAUUCCAGUGCCCACUGACGUCCAGCGCCCAUUAACGUCCGGACACCGUUCCCGAACAAACGACCUCUGUCGUCUUACCAUCCACCGUUCGCAAAUAAAGACACGAUUUCCAUCGUCUACAACGGACCAUCUGCGUUUGUCAUCCUUCUUUGCUAUUGCCAUCUCCUUGCCUUUGUGUCCCCUAUUUUAG